Dendronephthya gigantea is the source of this 737-nucleotide messenger RNA. Its product is annotated as NADH-ubiquinone oxidoreductase 75 kDa subunit, mitochondrial-like. Lineage: Eukaryota; Metazoa; Cnidaria; Anthozoa; Malacalcyonacea; Nephtheidae. The annotation marks the transcript as partial. The transcript has 5 exons. The record is from RefSeq and is a predicted model, not a curated record. Gene Ontology annotation, molecular function: oxidoreductase activity, acting on NAD(P)H; iron-sulfur cluster binding.
GAUAUCGGUACAGUAAAUACAGAUAGGUUACCUAAAGAUUGUUUCGUCGUGUAUCAAGGUCAUCAUGGUGAUCACGGUGCGCAUAUGGCUGACGUUAUAUUACCGGCUGCCGCCUACACUGAAAAGGUGGCAACAUAUGUGAAUACUGAAGGAAGGGCGCAGCAAACAAGGCGUGCUGUAUCUCCUCCUGGUCUUGCCAGAGAUGACUGGAAGAUAAUAAGAGCACUUUCAGAGAUAUGUGGAGAUCCAUUACCGUAUGACACACUAAAUGAUAUGCGAAGUCGAAUGACCGAAGUUGCUCCGAACCUCACCCGAUAUGGCGAUGUGGAAGAGGCAAACUAUUUUUCACUCACUAAAGAACUACUAAAGGGUAAUAAACCAUCAGAUAAAGCUCUUAUUCCUCCUAUCCUAAAUUUGGAAGAUUUCUACAUGACCGACCCCAUCAGUCGUGCCUCUCAGACGAUGGCAAAAUGUUCAAAAGCAGUGAAAACAAUGGCUUAAUUACGGCGAAAUACAAUAUCCUUAAUUGCCUCCAAGUUUGCCCAAAUGAUCAACGCCGGCGAACGAGUUGAACAAUAGAAGGUUCGCCAUUCAUGCUGUUACCGGUGGUUAAAGUUUGCGAACAUUUUCUCUGUUUGUAUAUUUCUAUUUAAUAUGUUCAGACUCACGACAAUUUUAUACCUAAAAAUUAAUGAUGUAUCUAUGAAUGUGUUAAAAUAAAGUUUAAAUUCUAUAUA